GUUAGUGUGUUUCAAAAUGGCUGCUAAAAGCGACCAGAAAAUAGCAGAAGGAUUAGAACAUUUGAGAUUGGCCGAUAAAUACUUGAAGACAUCAUUAUUCAAGUGGAAACCAGAUAAUGAUAGUGCUGCAUCAGAGUAUCAAAAAGCAGCUACAGCUUUCAGAAAUGCUAAGGCCUUUGAACAGGCUAAAGAGUCAUAUAUUAAACUAGGUGAUUUGCAGAAGACUAUGAAUGCACCAUUCCAUGCUGCCAAAGCAUAUGAACAAGCAGGUUUAUUGUGCAAGGAAAACAAACAAUACGAUGAAGCUGUUCACUGGAUGGAGCUAGCAGCCCUAAUGUUUCAAGAGCAUGGAACACCUGAUACAGCUGCUCUGUGUUUGGAUAAAGCUGCCAAAAUGGUGGAACAAGACAAACCAGAGAAAGCCAUUCAUUUAUAUACUAAAGCUUGCAAUGUAGCAGAGUGUGAAGGUAGGCCAAGGCAGUGUGCAGAAUAUAUUGGCAAGGCUGCAAGAUUACAGGUUAAAUGCUUUAAACACGAAGAAGCUAUCAAAUCACUUCAACAAGAAAUCAAAUAUUGGCUUGAAGCGGAAAACUAUACUUAUAUUAAAAAAGUGGCUAUGGGUGUUAUACUGCUUCAUCUUACACAAGAGGACUACGUUGCUGCUGACAUGUUUUUUAGAAAUUGCCUAAGUUACCCUGAGUUUGGGUCUAGUGAAGAGGCUGGAGCACUUGAAGAUUUGUUACGAGCAUACGAUGAUGGAGAUGAGGAGGCAGGUCAAGCAGUGUUGGCUAAACCCAUCUUCAAGUACUUAGAUAAUAUGUUUGCUAGGUUAGCAAGAGACAUGAAAUUCCUUGGUGGGAUAACAACUUCCCGCUCUGCUGCAACCACUAGCACCUACAGCCAGAAUGAUCAGGACCUGGAUGGGGACAACGAGGAGUUUAAAAAAGAUGAUGAUGAGGAGGAGGAAGAAUUACCUUCAGAGUUGUGCUAGUACCUUAGUAUCCUCAUUUGAAAAACGGGAAAACCACUUUGAAAAGAAAGCUAGUCAUUAUUUGUAAUAAAUGGAUUUUGAUAUAAAAAAUUCCAUUUCCUGUAAAGUAAAAUCCUUAAGUUAUAAAUCUACCAGCUGAAGAGUUUCCCUGUUUUUAUUCAUUUCUAUGGUACUUGUUGGUUAUGAUUUUAAACUUUUUUUUUUAUAAUAGUGUUUGCUCAUUAUAGCAUAGUGUAUGCUGAUCAUAGCAUAGUGUAUGCUGAUCAUAUCACAUUAUUUUAUGUACAUAGAAUAUGAUGGUUCUUUUCAUGUUACUCAACAAAUUGUGAUAAUUUUGAAUGUGUGAAGUCUAAAUGUUUUUAAAUGUUGAUAUGGGUGAUGCCUCUUACAAAAUACACUUUUGUUAAUUUUUGUGUCUAUUAUGGUGCUUCCUAAAAACUAAAACUACUUCUCAGACUAGUAUUAAGUUCACCUGGUCCAAUUGAUGUGUGAGAUGGAGGUGGAGAAACAUUUUGUAGCAAACAAUGCAUUAAUAAGCAGUUAAAACAUUAUUUUUACAGUAAGGAGAGUAAGAAAAAGAUUUUGCCAACUAUUGGAUGGAAUGGUAUGAUGAGGUUUAGACAGAUUUUUUGGGCAUUCAAAAUGUCUUAAAAUUUUAAAUAGUUGAGCUUGGGCCAGUACUUAAGUUCAAGCCAUUUCCUUCCAAAAUCAGUGUUCAAAAUAUUUUUCAAUUAUUUGUCGUUUGAUCUUUUAAGCCAUAUUCUAAAUAUAUGUUUUUACUAAAUGAAUAUACAUUAUUAAUUAUAUUAUAAAUGUCGUUGGCUGCAAAUCCUGUAGCUUAAUUUUCUUAUGGUAGUUCAGCAUUUCCCAAGAGAUGUAUAAAUGGAGGGUUUCAACACUUAGAAAGGAGGUGAUUUCCACACAUUUUGAAAAAACCUAUGUUGUAGUUCAUAUAUAAAUUAUAAUGAUGGGGAAUGCUGUUAUAGACUUUUAAAACUCACUUUGCUCAUCCUAUUUAGACUAUAUUUUUAACCUUCUUUUUAGAUGUAAUUAAACUUUGAAUUAUAAUGCUAUAGGAGAGUAAAAGGAAAACCUAUUUGAUAAUGUCUGUUAUUAAUUUUAAAAGAUUAAGAACAAAAAUAUUAAAUGUAAAAGGUCACAGUCUUUUUUGUACACCUUUGUAGAAAGAAAUGUAUGUUAAGUAUAAACAUUUAAAAAUAGUUACAUUUUCAGCAUUUAAAAGAAUUGUACAUGGUUGUCCGUUUUGAACAAUUUUUUGUUUUUGAAAUUUAGACAAGUGUUUCAAAUUAUUUUAGCAUUUAUAGUCCAUGAAGGGAGGUAAUCAACCCUACAAAACCAAUAGAGUUAGCUAUUGAAUUUUAGUGAUAUAAUAAAAAUGGUCAAAUUUUAUCCUCUGAUGUUUGCUCAUCUUUGUUUCGCAGUGUUAAGUGUAUUUCUGUACAGGGAGCUUAAUAUGUAGGCAGAGAUUAGUUGGCUUACAUUAUACAUGCCCUGCAGUUUUUGUGCAAUAUACAUGUUUGAUAAUAAUAAGAUGGUAACUUUUAGUUUUAUUCUUGUAUUAUCUAGUGGCUAAAAUAUUUUUCAAUAAACUUUAUAAAAAAUG
This is a messenger RNA of Physella acuta, 2615 nucleotides long. Its product is annotated as gamma-soluble NSF attachment protein-like. Gene Ontology annotation, cellular component: vacuolar membrane; SNARE complex. The record is from RefSeq and is a predicted model, not a curated record. Gene Ontology annotation, molecular function: soluble NSF attachment protein activity; syntaxin binding. NCBI's taxonomy places the organism in Eukaryota, Metazoa, Mollusca, Gastropoda, Physidae. Gene Ontology annotation, biological process: intracellular protein transport.